AUGAUUACGAAUCAAACGAUCGGUGAUUUUAAACGUAUAGGGUCUGUUCAAGUUCAUAUUACAGUCUAUGCAUCAUUAUACUGUUUACAAUUGAUGAAUCGCGGUCAUCUCCUUGAUGUCGCUGGUGUUAUUGAUCACCAUUUAACUUUAAUUUUACCUGGUGCUUUGAUUUCUGAUGGCUGUCAUAAAAGGAAUCUGGAACAGUCAGUUGGGCCUACCGUUGAUAAUCUAUUCAAUUCUCCUGUAUCUGAACCUGGUCCUACAAAAAUACCUUCUGUAAUUGGAACUAGAAAACCGAAUACUACACGGUUGACUCUGGAACUUGAUGAAGGAAAAUUCAAACGUGAUCAGGUGGCUGACUUUUUUGAGGAACAUACUGAAAGUGGUACGACUGACAUUAGAAAUGAUGAACCUGUGAUAGUAACAACAAAAAGGAAUCUGGAACAGUCAGUUGGGCCUACCGUUGAUAAUCUAUUCAAUUCUCCUGUAUCUGAACCUGGUCCUACAAAAAUACCUUCUGUAAUUGGAACUAGAAAACCGAAUACUACACGGUCUAGUGCUAAAAAAGGUGGAUUGGGGGCAUCAAAGGUGAAAGCUGAUUUCUCUGCCAUCGUUUCGGCUGCCGAACGUGCUGAUAUUGAAAAAAAAUGUCAGAUUCGUUCAACUGACCAGGAUUUAGAAGAUAAGGAAAAACGUAAUGAAGAACGACUUGCGUCCAUUCGGUUAGCGUAUAAAGAUAUUACCGAUGGAUGUGAAAGUCAAGACACUGCCAACUUGAAGUCUACAGACUCUCAACGUGCCAAACAAGCUGAACGCCUUGGUAUGGGUAAAAUAGGUACAGGCAACAGAGAAAUAUCGCACUCAGCAUUUGCUAAUAUUCAAAAAAUAGAGCAAGAAAACUCGGCUCCCACCCACACUUCAUCGCUAAGUUCAAAUUUGGACCCUUUCUUCAUUUCAAGUUACAGUAAUAGAGACCGUGAUACACGCAAUUUUUUUGAUUCUGGAGAUGACAAUUUAUUCGGAGGCUCUGCGACGUAUGGUAUGAAUGGCGGAUGGUCAAAAAAUAAAUCAAGGGACAAUGACUGGGAUGGGCAUUUUUCAGAUCCUUUUAAUCAAAAGCCAAACAGAACACGUGAUUUGUCUACUGUUGCUGAUGAAUUUCCAACUAAAUCACCCAGCAAACAGCCUACAUCUCUUUCGUCUAAACAAUCAGAAACUAAUCCAGAUCUAAGUGAAUUAAUGAAGAAAUUUGCCAAUGCGACUUCUAUAUCGUCGGAUGCGUUUUUUGACCGAAAUGAUUCUGAAUCUGAUGGGCUCUCAAGAUUUCAUGGGAGUUCAUCUAUUUCGAGUGAUGAUUAUUUUGGUCAUCCUAAAGUGCGACAGUCUCAGGUAUCUAAUGAAUUACAAAAUAUCAAAGAUGGUGUCAAGCAAAGUGUAACUAAAGUUGCUGGACGGCUGUCAAAUCUGGCAACUGACGUAGUACACACUCUUCAAUCCCCACCUACACGUGAAUCCAGUUUAAACUGUAAAAAUGGUGGCAAAUUAAUGUAUUCGAAAAAUGACAAUAGUGAUGAUGGUGUAAAAUUAUGA
Molecule: messenger RNA, 1590 nt
Organism: Schistosoma guineensis
Lineage: Eukaryota; Metazoa; Platyhelminthes; Trematoda; Strigeidida; Schistosomatidae
Source: the annotation of a GenBank genome assembly